CCUACUUUUGGGUAGGGAUAUGUCUGGGAGCCAUAAAACAAGAUGGUGUUCAUGUUCUUGUUCUUGUUCGAAGAAGAUGGUGAAGUAUGGAAGAAGGCCUCUUCCUGAUCUCAAUUAUCCCCCUCCUCCAGACUCUGACGAAGAAUCAUCUCCAUCUCAUCCCAAUUACGAUAAGCUUCAUCUUCAGGGGAUUGCUCAUGAAAACAGUUCUGCUGUUGCAUCUAGGAAGCGUAAGAUGGAAGAGAGGGAGAGUGAGAGUGAGAGUGAGAGUAGUAGCUCCCACCGGAUCAAAGUAUUCUGGAACAUGCUCAUGAAUUAUAUCAUACCCAAUCCCAACAAGAAGAAGAAGGUUGAAACUGCACACUGACUCCAGCUCUGUCUUUAAAACCUCUUCCACAACAGAGUCAUAUGUUUUCCAAUCAUGUUUUUUGCUUCUUUCUCUGGGUCUGUGUUGUAUCACUUUCUGUUGUCUCACUAUGUUGAAAGAGGACAGUCGUUGUAUUUUAUAAUAAAUUGAGUAUUUUUAUAUACUCUUUUUUUAUAAAUUUUGUUGUUUGG
Messenger RNA from Vigna unguiculata (cowpea), 558 nucleotides. The record is from RefSeq and is a predicted model, not a curated record. NCBI's taxonomy places the organism in Eukaryota, Viridiplantae, Streptophyta, Magnoliopsida, Fabales, Fabaceae.